AUGGGGUUUCUGGCCCCUUUUACUCAGAAAAGGAGAACAACAUCAAAUAUAUUUAAAAAAAUACCACUUAAGAGAGAUCUGAUGCCUUCUGAUGUAUGGCAAAAUUUUGAAGUUGAAGAAGAUGGUGUGCUUGUGGAAGAGGGUAGCCAAAAUGAAGAAUCCACUAAGGUAUUUCCUGCCUCUCAAACUGUGUCUCAAUCAUCUACUGCCAUGGAUAACCAACCCACUAUUGUUUCUCCUCAUUCCAGCACUAACCAAUCUAAGACUAGCACUCCUUGUGCCAGCAAAAAACAAUCUAUCACUGACACUCCUCGUACCAGCACAUCUCAAGCAGGAACUCUACGCCAAGAGCGCAAUGCAACAAAAAAGAAAAAGAAUGAUGAUUCUGUGAACAAUCUCAUUGCACAAUGUAGUAGCAUUGGGCAAAAACUUGAAUUCAUAAUAACAACACCAAUAGAGGCUCAUCAGCGUGGGAUCAAGACCACCAGGAAUCAAUUUGAGGCAUAUUUGAAUGAAUUGAGAGUAAAUAAGCCUUUCCGCGAAAAUAAAUUCGAAGGAUCAGAUCCUGACAUCUUGAGAAGAACAUGGGACCAAUUAGCUGCCAAAUUAAAUGCUCUAGGUGGACCCUGCAAGGAUGUGUCUGGGUGGAAACGGGUGUUUACUGACUGGAAAAGUCAAGCAAGAGGAAAGGCAAGAAAGCUGAAGCUUUUCCAAGCUCAGACAGGAAAUGUAGGAGUUCCUCCCAAACCACUGACAGAUCUCGAAGAACAACUGUUAGAUCUCACUGGACGGGUAGUAGUUACUGGAAUGGAUAUCCCAGAAAUAGGAAUUGAUGGUCCAAUACAACCUGAUGUCCAUCAGGAAUUGAACAAAGAUGAUGAUAAUAUUUGUGAAGAGGACAUUGUAAUGAAAUACAAUGAUGUUGAGGCCAGUCAGGCAUCUACAUCACAAAAGAAAAUAAGGCCCGCAAAAAGAAAAACAAGCCUACUUGGUUGCCUAAAAAAAUUUGGCAAACCAGUCGUCCAUAGAUGA
Phaedon cochleariae (mustard beetle) is the source of this 1032-nucleotide messenger RNA. NCBI's taxonomy places the organism in Eukaryota, Metazoa, Arthropoda, Insecta, Coleoptera, Chrysomelidae. The record is from the annotation of a GenBank genome assembly.